Molecule: messenger RNA, 941 nt
Organism: Juglans microcarpa x Juglans regia
Lineage: Eukaryota; Viridiplantae; Streptophyta; Magnoliopsida; Fagales; Juglandaceae
Product: germin-like protein subfamily 1 member 1
Exons: 1
Coding region: 65-739 (224 amino acids)
Cellular component (GO): cell wall
Molecular function (GO): manganese ion binding
Source: RefSeq, a predicted model, not a curated record
CUCUCAUCCCUAAAAGUUCAUAUAUUCCAAACUCUCCCCCAAAAUUGAAAAACCGUUUAUUUCGAUGCAAAUGAAAACCAAGUGUUCCAUCUUGCUCCAAUUAUUCCUAGGACUGGCUCUUCUAUUGGGCCUGGCUAAACCCGAUCCGGAUCCGCUUCAAGAUUACUGUAUUGCAGAUAACAAAAGCCCACAAUAUUUCUUCACCAAUGGUGCACCCUGCAUUAACCCAGAUAAAGCAGAAUCUUCCCACUUUGCCACAUCUGUUCUAUCCAAGCCUGGUAAUACCGGCAGCAACAAAUUCGGCUUUAAUGUCACGCUGACCAAUACUGUUAAUUUGCCUGGGCUCAACACCCAGGGCUUGACCCUGGCCCGAAUCGACGUAGCAGUCGAUGGUAUUGUCGUGCCGCACUCACAUCCGCGGGCUUCGGAAGUAACCAUUUGCCUAGAGGGCUUACUUCAUGUGGGCUUUGUGGACACUUCCAACCGUCUAUAUACGCGAACAUUACGGGCCGGUGAUGCAUUCGUGUUUCCGAAAGGUUUGAUCCACUAUCUCUACAACGGAAGCCCAACAACUCGAGCGGUGGCUGUGUCCGGGCUUAAUAGCCAGAAUCCUGGUGCCCAACUAACGUCAUUUGCCACAUUCACAUCAAUACCUGAAAUUCCUGAUGAGGUGUUGAAGAAGGCGUUUCAAAUCAGCAAACCAGAUGUCACCAAAAUUCGCAGAAACCUUGGAGGUUGAUUGUGCUUGCAUUUGCAAUAAGGUGGCUACUCAAAGAACCAUCCUUUACUUGUUCUUGGAAUUUCAUGUUUCCGUGUGCUUUGGAGUCAUUGGUAACCCAUUUUUUCGGUGUAAAGUGUGCUACCCAAAUGCCUCAUUGUGAUCCUAUAGUUCUAAAAUUAAACCAUUAUUUCCAAAUGGAAUGACUGCUUUGGGUUGGAUA